Molecule: messenger RNA, 5420 nt
Organism: Cyprinodon variegatus (sheepshead minnow)
Lineage: Eukaryota; Metazoa; Chordata; Actinopteri; Cyprinodontiformes; Cyprinodontidae
Product: rho GTPase-activating protein 35-like
Exons: 7
Coding region: 746-5338 (1530 amino acids)
Biological process (GO): signal transduction
Molecular function (GO): GTP binding; GTPase activity
Source: RefSeq, a predicted model, not a curated record
CUCCGCUGCUUCGGUCUCCACUGCUGCCUUUUCCCAAAGAAAAGAAGAGGAGAUCUAGGUCCGGGGAGGAGGAGGGCCCCGCCGCCAUUAUCGGAAAGCUGACACAAAUCCCACUUUCACACGCGCGAUCGGCUCUGAGCAUUUCCCAGGACAUGAAGGAUCCAUGUUGCAGCAGGAGCACAUUUCAAAGGAGACAUGAGAGCGAUUGAACAAAGUCUGCUGCUGUCUGCCGCCGGCCCUGCGUUAUGAUGCGGCCACAACAAUGGGCAGAAUAAUGAGAGAAAAAGCAACGUGGUGAAGCCAGAGGAAGACUGCUGCAGCUCAUGGUUUGGUUUUCUACCAAACAUCUCUUUGUAAGACUAACCAAGGACAUGCUGAUUUCUUCCCGGCGUUUUUAAAAUGCAACAAUAAAAAAAGGGCGAGAAUCCAGAGAUCUGUGAUGGGGAUUCAUUUCCAUUGACCACGCCACAGAAAGCCCUCAGCUUUACCUACAAUUUUUUCUUUCUGCGGCUUUUUGCACAUCAGGCUGCGGCAAGCAUUGGCCUGACAGAUGCCAUGGAUGGGAUUCUUAUAAGGAAUGAAUGAAAGAAUCUAUCCCUCAUAUCACUGCACUAUUUAUUAUAACUGAAGGCAGAAGAACGAGGAGCAAUCUGAUCUUUCCUGUAGAUCAGCAUUUUAUGGACAAACACUUGAGUGAUCUCUUUUAUUCAGUGCCUGUUUCUGGCAGGAUGAGUUUCAGAAGGCUAUGAUGGCAAAAAAGCAAGAUGCAAGGUCGCCCAUUUACAACCUCAUUGUGGUGGGUUUGUCAGGAACCGAGAAGGAGAAGGGCCAAUGUGGGGUGGGCAAAUCCUGCCUUUGUAAUCGGUUUGUGCGCCCUAGUGCUGACGACUUCUACCUGGAUCACACAUCAGUGUUGAGCACCAGUGACUUUGGAGGUCGAGUGGUUAACAAUGACCACUUUCUGUUUUGGGGGGAGGUGUCUCGGGUUCUGGAGGAGGGGCCUGAAUGCAGGAUGCAUGUUGUGGAGCAAACGGAAUUCAUCGAUGACCAGACAUUUCAGCCACACCGUAGCACCGCUAUGCAGCCCUAUAUCAAACGAGCAGCAGCAACCAAGUUGGCCUCAGCAGAGAAGCUCAUGUACUUUUGUACAGAUCAGCUGGGUCUGGAGCAAGACUUUGAGCAGAAGCAAAUGCCAGAGGGGAAGCUGCAGGUGGACGGCUUCCUGCUUUGUGUUGACGUGAGCCGCGGGAUGAACCGUAACUUUGAUGACCAGCUGAAGUUUGUCACAAACCUUUACAGUCAGCUUAGCAAGACCAAGAAGCCCAUUGUGUUGGUGCUCACCAAAUGUGACGAAGGUGUUGAGCGCUACAUCAAAGAUGCGCAUACCUUCGCCAUUACAAAGAAAAGCCUCCCAGUGGUCGAAACCUCUGCUCGCUCAAAUAUAAAUGUAGAUCUUGCUUUCCUAACCUUGGUUCAGCUUAUUGAUAAAAGCAGGGGAAAGCCUAAGAUCAUACCUUAUUUUGAAGCCUUGAAACUACAGAGUCAGCAGAUCGCCUCAGCCAAGGAUCGUUAUGAAUGGCUCAUCAACCGUAUCGUCAAAAAUCACAAUGAGACCUGGUUAAACGCCAGUCGACGGAUGAACACCUCCCCAGAGUACAAAGAAUACGUCUUCUUGGAAGGAACGGCUAAAUGCAAAAAGCUUUUCCAACAACAUGUCUACCGCCUGAAGCAGGAGCACAUAGAGAGGCGGCGCAGGAUAUACCUUAGCACUCUCCCUUUAGCACUUAGUUCACUGGUGCCAGAUCUUGAUGAGAUAGAUCAGCUGAGCUGGUCUGGAGUGCAGAAAGUGCUGGAGUCCAAGCAACAUUUUACUCACUGGUUUGUUGUCUUGGAGGAUUCACCAUGGGAAGAUACGUCUCACAUAGACAACAUGGAGGAUGAGCGAAUCCCCUCAGACCUGCUGGAGACUGCUGAGGCAGAAGAUAUUUUCAAUGCUCAUUUGGAGCAUCUAAGAAAUGAAUGUAGGCGUGCAGAGAUAAGACAAGAGUUUAAGCAAAAGCUAGCAUCCUCGCCCUUUGUCACGCCAGGUAAACCUUGGGAGGAGGCCCGCAGCUUCAUCAUGAACGAAGAGUUCUACCAGUGGCUCGAGGAGCCAGAGUACUUGGAACUGUACAACCGCCAUCAGAAGGAGAUUAUUGACCGAGCUAAAGAAGACUUUCAGGAGCUUCUGCUCGAAUACUCUGAGCUUUUUUAUGAGCUCGAAGUUGAUGCGAAGCCUAGCAAAGAGAAGAUGGGAGCAAUACAGGAGGUUCUAGGAGAAGAGCUGAGGUUUAAGGCACUGCAAAAGCUGCCUGCAGAAAGGGAUGCUCUUGUGCUUAAGCACAUCCACUUUGUCUAUCACCCCACCAAGGAGACCUGCCCCAGUAGCCCUCACUGUGGUGACUAUAAGAUUGAGCAACUCCUAGCCUCUCGUUUUCCCACAUGUUACCCCUUCUUUGACGUGAAAGCUCAUUUUGGGGACACUAAAGCUGAUAGAAUUAACUUGGUCAUUCUAGGGAAGGACGGGCUGGCCAGAGAAUUCGCCAAUGAGAUUAGGGCUCUGUGCACAAAUGACGAUUGGUACGUUUUAGAUGGGAAGAUGUAUGAGUUAACUCUGCGGCCUAUAGAGGGAAAUGUGCGUCUUCCAGUAAAUUCCUUCCACACUCCCACUUUUACCCCUCAUGGGUGUCUUUGUCUGUAUAAUUCAAAAGAUUCACUGUCUUAUGUGGUAGAAAGCCUCGAGCGACUUAGAGAAUCAACUCUUGGUCGAAGGGAUAGUCAGCUGGCCCAACUGCCAACGUCUCUCCUUUUAGUCACUAAAAGGGGUGUGGGCUCAUACGUUGACAUAGGUGGAGACACUGCCUUAAACCUAAUAACACAGGGACAACAGGUUGCUCGGAGACUGCAGUGUAGCUUUUUAGACCCAGCCUCCCCCGGCGUGGGCUAUGGCCACAGCGUAAAUGAAACUCAGAUUAACCAAGUGCUUAGGGGGCUCCUUGAUGUUAGAAGGAGCACAUCUUUUAGUAGCAGCUCCCCGCCUCACCUGCCCGAGCCUCCAGGUAUCAGAGACUCUCCUCAUCAGCCAGCCCCAGAGGCAGACCUACGCAUUGUCAUGUGCUUAAUGUGCGGCGAUCCCUAUGACAUCGAACAGCUCUUGUCUCCUUUCCUUAUGCAUCAGCACUGCAGACCAAUGUCGAACUGUGGCACUUCUGUGUUGCUAGAGCAGACAGUUGGGGGUCACAAGCUGGCCAUAGAGCUUUCUCUCCUCUCCUACCAUGCCUCUUUUACUCUGAGGAAGAGCAGGUUGGUGCACGGCUACAUUGCUGUGUACUCAGCCGUCCGGAAAGCUUCCCUAGAGACCCUGUGUGCAUUUUUAUGUGAGGUUCAGGACAUUAUCCCUGUUCAGCUGUUGGCAGUAGGAGAUAGCAAGGCAGAGCUCACUGAUAGUGACUUUGCCUGUGAACAGCUGAUUCAGGGGGAGGAGCUGGCUCGUGAGAUUGAGGGUCGCUUCAAUAGUGUGGUUUGUGGAUCCGGGGGAGUGAUAGGAGGCCUCCACAGAAUUGAAAUGUUCCAUUCAUUUCUGAUGGAGGUAGUGGAGAAGCGAAACAUCGUGGAGGCAACGCAUAUGUAUGACAACGUUGCUGAAGCAUGCACCAAUGAAAACGUAUACUCCCCGCGCUGCAUCUCUCCUAGUCCUGUUACCAUGUUCGUGGAUUCAGAGGAUGAUGUUGAGCCUUCUCCCCCGUACUAUGAUGGCACGCUCUCUUCUCACAGCGGUGGCUUCAACAUGCCUGACUUAGACUCCAGCGACAUCUCUGUCAUUUCUGAUAUCAGAGACUUUGAAAACAAGCUCAACAACAAAAUACCCCCCCCAGUAAGGGGGAAACCAGGCGUCACUUUUGACUUCCGGAAAGUGAGUCGCAGCCCUUACAUCGACACUCUAGGUCACCGUCGGUCCCUGCCCUCUGCUGUGACCUGGGUCCCUGGCGGGGAUGUGGGUUACGAUCCCUCAGACUACGCAGAGCCUAUCGAUGCCGUCUCAAAACCCCGCCCCAGCAACGAAGAGAUCAUCUACUCGGUUCCACACGACAGCACACAGGGCAAAAUCAUAACCAUCCGCAACUCCAACCGGAUGCAUUCAAACGGAAAUGGCUCAGACAGCGAGGCGGACAGCAGCUCUUUGGAACGAAGGAGGAAGUUCUCAGCAGUCGGAGUGAAGCCCCGUCUGUACCGCGACCGCUCAAAACGGCUGGGCAAGUUCAGCAGCUUCCGGACAAGCUUUAUAGGAAGCGACGACGAAAUGGGAGCUCUGUCAAAGUCCAAAGAUGAUGACUUUGGGACUUUAAAAGGUGACAGUCUUGUUAACGAGGAGAUUGAGGACCCAAAGAAGAGGAACAUUCUAAAGAGCCUCAGGCGAACUGCAAAGAAAACAAGACCAAAGCCACGUCCAUCAAUUCCCAAGCCCAUGGAGAGCAGCUACUUUGGAGUGCCGCUGGCGAGUGUGGUGUCCCCAGACAGACCUAUUCCACUUUUCAUCGAGAAGUGUGUCCACUUCAUUGAGAAAACUGGCCUGAACACUGAAGGUUUGUACCGUGUGAGCGGCAACAAGUCGGAGAUGGAGAGCAUGCAGAAGCAGUUUGAGCAGGACCAUGGAUUGGACCUGGUGGAGAAGGACUUCGCCAUAAACACUGUGGCUGGAGCUCUCAAGAGCUUCUUCUCAGAGCUGCCUGAGCCCCUGGUGCCUUGUGCUCUGCAGGUGGAGCUAUUGGACGCUUUCAAAAUCAUGGACAGGGAGCAGAGGCUGUACGCCAUGAAGGACGUCCUGAGGAAGUUCCCCAGAGAAAACUACGAUGUCUUCAGAUACGUAGUGAGCCACUUGAACAGGGUGAGCCAGCUGAGCCGGGUGAACUUGAUGACCAGCGAUAACCUGUCCAUCUGUUUCUGGCCCACCCUCAUGAGGCCUGACUUCACCACCAUGGACGCCCUGACCGCCACGCGCACCUACCAGACAAUCAUCGAGACCUUCAUCCACCAGUGCGCGUUCUUCUUCUACAACCAGCCCCUCAUCGACUCCCCGACAGGCCUGGGCGGCCUCCCCGCCUCGCCCACCACCACACUGGGCGGGAGCUCCGCCUACUCCUGCUACCGCUCCUCCCCCCCACACACCGCCGCACAUUUUAGCCCCCUGCAACAGCAGUCUCCGCCCACCACCCCGCAGUCGCCCCUGCAGUCCCUGCUGCCCCCGCUUCACCAGCACCCCCACGCCCACCACCCCCCUGCCGAGCAAGAGACACUGUGAGAGAGACGCCACGGCCGUGCGCCCUCGCCAAUGCUGGACCUGAAUGCCGAGACGCAUUCGAACGCCAGAGAUUAAAAAAAAA